Megalopta genalis is the source of this 2591-nucleotide messenger RNA. It is a transcript of the gene Su(var)2-10, whose product is annotated as E3 SUMO-protein ligase Su(var)2-10. The record is from RefSeq and is a predicted model, not a curated record. Gene Ontology annotation, biological process: protein sumoylation; regulation of transcription by RNA polymerase II. Gene Ontology annotation, cellular component: chromatin. NCBI's taxonomy places the organism in Eukaryota, Metazoa, Arthropoda, Insecta, Hymenoptera, Halictidae. Gene Ontology annotation, molecular function: zinc ion binding; transcription coregulator activity; SUMO ligase activity.
AUCUUAUUUAGCGCAUGUUUAAGAAAGUAAACGUCACACCAUGUAAGAUCUUACUCGGCUUCUUUAAGUUGUACCGAUUUUACAAAUUAAGCUGCAAAUCCAGUGCAGGCGGCCAUCUUGGAAAAUCCCUUUUCACAUUUCGAACGAAUGAAGUGUCCAAUAUCGAUAUUUGCUUCGUUCUUAUGCCGUCGAACAGAAAAUUUUACAGAAGAAUUGAGCUUUCCAACGGAAGCUAGAUUUUUCACUGCAAUCAUACAAUUAGAACGUAAAAAUCGAUUUCGCGCCAUUAAACGGUAUUAUUCACUAUAGCUACAUUUAAACGCAAGAAAAGUAUAGGAACCAGUUGCAAUUGAAACAACUUGUACAUACUAUAAGAAACGGGUAUGCGAAUUUUUCUGUCAAAAACUGUUGGAAAUAAUAUAAGCAAAACGGCUUCGCAAAAAAAAUCGUCUAAGAAGAUGGCGGAGACCAAAGAAUUAGAGAAUAUGGUAUUGAGUUUUCGAGUAUCUGAACUUCAGAUGCUUCUUGGUUUUGCUGGUAGAAAUAAGUCCGGUAGAAAAACAGAGUUACAAACACGUGCGCUAGAAUUGUUACGUUUGAGAUCCCAUCCAGUUCAACUCAAAAUACGUGAACUAUAUAAAACCAUACAAGCUGAUCAACUUGCGUCACAUCAAAUGUACGGUCAAACAGGUGGUUCUGGGGAACCACAAAUUGAUCAAAACAUGCAAUCCAGAAAUUAUUAUACUAGGCAAAUCAGUCAGCAGCUGCAACAGUCAGCAGUCUCCAGUGGGAAAGAUCUUCCCCCAGCACAUCAGGCAUCGCUACCAACACCUAGAACUAAUCCAGUUUAUCAAACCACAGGCUACACCAGUGUAACACCACAACAGACAACAAGUGCUGCUUAUAGUCCAUAUCCAUAUCCUCCAAAAGUUCUACCCUCACCAUUACAAAUACAACCUAGAAGUCAGUAUCCUGUUCAUCCAGAUGUUAGACUUAAAAAGCUCCCAUUUUACGACUUACUCGCCGAAUUACUGAAACCGUCUAGCUUGAUGCCUCAGGGAUCUAUGAGACUUCAGGAAAACACGUUUAUGUUUCAUUUAACACCACAACAAACGACAGACAUAGCUAGUUCACGGGAUUGUCGGGCGGGGAGUAAAAUUGACUAUAGUGUACAGGUACAAAUGCGAUUUUGUUUACAAGAGACCUCAUGUGAACAAGAAGACUGUUUUCCACCUAGUAUUGCAGUGAAAGUUAAUGGAAAACUGUGUCCUUUACCUAAUCCUAUACCUACAAAUAAACCGGGGGUGGAACCAAAGAGACCACCGAGGCCUGUUCAGAUUAGCGCUUUAAUUAAAUUAUCGCCAACCGUAACGAAUCACAUCCAUGUCACAUGGUCGGCUGACUACGGAAGACGGUAUGCAAUUGCAGUGUACCUAGUUAGAAAAUUAUCAAGUGCUGAGCUAUUAUCAAGAUUAAAAUGUAGAGGCGUGCGACACUCGGAUUACACAAGGGGCUUAAUUAAGGAAAAACUGAACGAGGAUGCGGAUAGCGAAAUAGCAACAACGUCGCUCCGGGUGUCGUUAGCGUGUCCAUUAGGAAAAAUGCGAAUGAUCACGCCCUGUCGAUCGUCCACAUGCUCACAUUUGCAAUGCUUUGACGCCUCGUUGUUCCUGCAAAUGAACGAGAGAAAGCCCACAUGGAGUUGUCCAGUUUGCGAUAAGCCAGCGUUGUACGAUAAUCUCGUUAUCGAUGGCUAUUUCCAGGAGGUACUCAACUCCAAGAAAUUGCUACCGGAUGUAAAUGAGAUUCAGCUUCUUCAGGAUGGUUCUUGGGAAAAUUUAGUCUUGAAAAAGGAGAAAGACAAAGACAAAUCUGAAACUACGAAAGUAGUCACAAACUCGCAAGAUCGCAAGAUCGCUGUGGACACAGUGGAUCUCGCUAAUAUCUGGGUUUGCAAUUUAGAUGAAAGCAAUCCUGCACCGCCGAAGGAAAAGAAACGAGCUGUUGUAAUUGAUUUAAUAUCAGAUAGCGACGACGACGAUGAAAACAAUACACCGACACAGAGUACAAAGAAGCAUGCUUGCGGAACAUCCUCGCCAAAAAAAUCGCAGACCAGCUCUAUUAGCAGUACUAGUGAUUCGCCAGAAUUGAUGAUAAUUGAUUUAGAAUAAAGCAAAGUUUUUUAUAUUUAUCUCUAAAAAUGACACUGCCAAAUGUUUAAUGUUCGUAUGAAUCGCGUAUAGAAAAAAAUGCAAGACAACCGUUGAUUAGUUUCGUGAUUGUCUGAAGUAAAAUUGUCGUCAUUUUGGAGUUAAUCUCGGUAUCAUUAUUAUGUUUUUACUUUUGGUACUGAAAGGGAAAGAGAUGCUUUAGUGAGUGAGUUGAAUUAUAUUCAAUUGCAUUCCGUUCUAUCAUUAUUUCGUAUAGCUUAUUUAGCAUUCGGUAGAGGAAAGAAGAGAAAACAUAUGGGGAGACUGAUGGGUUUCGUCGAAACGAAAAAAGAUAUUUUAAUACACUUUUAAUCAUUGUAGAGUGGUCAUUCCGUCGGUGUCAAUCAACGGAAUAAAAAAAGACUAAUCGCUUGUUUCGUA